Molecule: messenger RNA, 653 nt
Organism: Solanum pennellii
Lineage: Eukaryota; Viridiplantae; Streptophyta; Magnoliopsida; Solanales; Solanaceae
Exons: 1
Coding region: 67-378 (103 amino acids)
Source: RefSeq, a predicted model, not a curated record
UAAAUAAAUCUCUAAAACUAAAUUACCAAAAUUCAAAAAUCCAAUUACUUUUUUUUAAAAAAAAAAAUGGAAGGAUUAAUUCCAUUUGUUUACAAAGCAAUAAUGGAUUACAAAAAUGGAGGCCAAAUUGCUACUGGUUCACCAAGAUGGAUGAAUAAUGAUUCGCCGUUAUUAGGUUCUUACAUGAGACUUCCAGGCGGGUCGGGUCGGUUUGAGAAUUCGGAUAUACAGUUAUUCGGGUCACCGGAUAAUGAGUUCUCGAUGAAAUCGUCAUCAGUUUCUUCUUCAACAGUCGCCGCCGGUAAAAGAUCAAUGGUCUCCGGUGGAUCACCGACGGCGAGGUGUCACUGGAUUUCAACUCGUGCUGUAAACAGAUAAAUUACUAAAUAUUAUUUGGAAAAAAAGGUGAAAAAAUAUAAUGGUUAUUUUUAAUUUAAAGAAAAAUGGAAAAUGCGUGAAAAAAGGUGUGUUGGUUUCUAUUUUAUGUUUUUUUUUAGUUUGGUGAAAGUAAAAGUGUAAAGGAUAACCCAAAAGGGACUUUACAAUUAUGUUUUUUUAUGUGAAAAAAAAAUAAAUCAAAGUGUACAUUACUAUAAUUUUACUGUUUGUUUGGUAUAACUUUACUUAGUUGAGAAGCAAAUAUUCAUUUUAUU